AUGGCAAAAAGACCAAGAAUUUUGACAACAGAUGAUGUAAUUCGAGAGCUUGAUGGAGAUGACUACUUUCUCGACCUAGAUGAUCCACAAGAACCUGUAAUGCUGGGAAGUGAUGACGAAUUUAGUGAUUUGUCAGAUAUUGACGAGGAUGAUGAAGAAGAUGAGGCGAUGAUUAAAUUUCAGGGUAGAUCAUCUCUGAAACAAUAUAUGCCAAUGAAGCCAAUUAAAAGAGGCAUAAAGGUGUGGAUACUUGGAGAUAGCCACAAUGGCUAUUUCCAUAAGUUUCAGAUUUAUUCUGGAAAAGAAGGUACUCGAGAGGUUAACCUAGGAGCGAGAGUAGUGAAGACACUCACAAAUCAUUUGAGAGGCAAAUUUCACCACAUUUUCUUUGAUAAUUUUUUUACAAGCUUGAAAUUGUUAGAAGAUCUUGAGGCGGAUGGAUUGUAUGGAUGUGGAACAGUUCGUAAGCAUCGCAUAGGAUUUCCACCUACAGUGAAGACAUUAAAACUCACUAACAGAGGAGACUCAGUGACUCUACAGAAAAACAACAUCUCUGCUACAGCUUGGCUCGAUAGAAAGGUUGUGACCAUGAUGUCAUCAAAUACACAACCAUCUGCUGUAGGUACUGUACUUCGACGACAAGUCGAUACAACUCGUUCUGCAAUCCCUUGUCCACAAAAUAUUAUAACAUACAACAAGUACAUGGGUGGAGUAGACAGGGGGGAUCAGCUUCGUGGCUAUUACAGCUACAAAAUCAAGUCACGCAAACUCUAUGAAUAUAUAGUCUUUUUUCUUUUCAAUGUUACCGUCACCAAUGCAUACAUCUUACACAAAAACUAUCACUCGUUAGCAACAUUUAAAAACAUAAAGGAGUUCCAUGUUCAGCUGGCAAAAGAGUUGAUAGGCAACUAUUGUAGUCGACUAAGAUGUGGUCGCAAUGGAGGAGCUAUUCGUCAACUAUCUCUAAGGCAUUUUCCUGUGAAGAUAAGAGAUGACAACAACAAGUUGAGAAGAGGUCGAUGCUCUUAUCAUAACACAGUUCACCACGCUCGUGUUGAUAGUUCCUG
Gigantopelta aegis is the source of this 1067-nucleotide messenger RNA. RefSeq names its product piggyBac transposable element-derived protein 3-like. The transcript has 3 exons. The annotation marks the transcript as partial. The record is from RefSeq and is a predicted model, not a curated record. Lineage: Eukaryota; Metazoa; Mollusca; Gastropoda; Neomphalida; Peltospiridae.